Messenger RNA from Morus notabilis, 2634 nucleotides. Its product is annotated as probable metal-nicotianamine transporter YSL7. The coding region runs from base 283 to 2361 and encodes 692 amino acids. Gene Ontology annotation, cellular component: membrane. The record is from RefSeq and is a predicted model, not a curated record. Gene Ontology annotation, molecular function: oligopeptide transmembrane transporter activity. The transcript is spliced from 6 exons. Lineage: Eukaryota; Viridiplantae; Streptophyta; Magnoliopsida; Rosales; Moraceae.
AGUGUUUUUUUUUUCAAUGAUAAAAAGAGCAUUUUCACCUUUUUUCUUUAAUUUUUAUUUUGCUUUCCACAAAGAUUCCAUUGGUACCACGUAACAGAUCUUACAUCGUACAUCAUACAUAUAUAAUGAAAAGCACACCAAUUUUCCAAACCAGUUGUCUUAUUUCUGCCAUAAAAUCAUAACCAAACUCCCGAAGAAGAUUCACAUCCCCAAGAUUCCAUUCCCGGGGGAUUCCCAAAUCUCCCAUUCAUUCAUCUUCCUACUAAAUUUUUCGAGAAAAUUAUGGGUGAUCGAAACGACGCCAACAACAAUGGAAAUGACCGGGAAAACAACAUCGACGACGAUCCGAACCAGAAGAUGAAGAGGGAAGAAGGUGAAUCUCUGUCGGUGGAGAGGAUCUUUGCGAGCCAAGAGGUUCCGUCAUGGCGGAAUCAGCUAACUGUGCGGGCGUUUGUGGUGAGCUUUGUUCUGAGCAUUCUCUUCACCUUCAUAGUCAUGAAGCUCAAUCUCACAACUGGGAUUAUCCCUUCCCUCAACGUCUCCGCCGGGCUUUUGGGGUUCUUCUUCGUCAAGGUUUGGACGAAAUUUCUGGAGAAGUCUGGAAUUCUAAAACAGCCAUUCACCAGGCAGGAGAACACCGUCAUUCAGACGUGUGUCGUCGCUUCCUCUGGCAUUGCUUUCAGUGGAGGAUUUGGUAGUUACCUCUUUGGAAUGAGUAAACGCAUUGCAAAGGACUCUUCAGACACCAGUGAUUUCAAGAAUCCAUCAUUGGCAUGGAUAAUUGGCUUUCUUUUUGUUGUUAGCUUUCUUGGUCUCUUCUCGGUGGUGCCUCUCCGGAAGAUCAUGAUCAUUGACUUCAAAUUGACCUAUCCAAGUGGAACUGCAACUGCUCAUCUUAUCAACAGCUUUCACACUCCUGAAGGAGCCAAGCUAGCAAAGAAACAAGUAAGAGUGUUGGGAAAGUUCUUCUCCUUCAGUUUCCUGUGGGGUUUCUUUCAAUGGUUUUAUACUGCGGGAGAUGAUUGCGGGUUUGGAAGCUUCCCUUCACUGGGGCUCAAAGCAUUUAAGCACAAGUUUUACUUUGAUUUCUCUGCCACAUAUGUUGGAGUUGGUAUGAUUUGCCCUUACAUUGUGAACAUAUCGGUGCUGCUUGGAGGAAUCCUUUCUUGGGGUGUCAUGUGGCCUCUCAUAGAGAAUCAAAAGGGUGAUUGGUUUUCUGCAAGCCUUAGCUCAAGCAGUAUGCAUGGCCUUCAAGGGUACAAAGUAUUCAUUGCAAUUGCUAUGAUCCUGGGUGACGGAUUAUACAACUUCAUCAAGGUGCUAGGUAUAACGCUUUCUGGUAUGUAUAGCCAGGUUCGCGAAAGAGACGUUCUCCCAGUUGCAGACAAUUCCGCGCCUACAAAACCAGAGCUUUCUUUUGAUGACCAACGGCGGACAGAAUUGUUUCUGAAAGACCAGAUUCCUACAUGGUUUGCUGUUGCAGGCUACGUUGUGGUAGCUGCAAUAUCCAUUGCUACUCUUCCACAUAUAUUCCACCAACUCAAAUGGUACUACAUAUUGGUGAUUUACAUCUUUGCUCCUACCUUGGCUUUCUGCAAUGCAUAUGGAUGCGGGCUUACGGAUUGGUCCCUGGCUUCUACCUAUGGAAAGCUUGCUAUCUUUACAAUUGGAGCAUGGGCUGGUUCCUCGCACGGUGGGGUUCUUGCUGGCCUAGCUGCGUGCGGAGUCAUGAUGAAUAUAGUCUCAACAGCCUCUGACCUCACUCAAGAUUUCAAGACCGGCUACCUAACGUUGGCUUCACCACGUUCCAUGUUUGUGAGCCAAGUUAUUGGGACCGCGAUGGGCUGCAUUAUAUCUCCUUCUGUCUUCUGGCUCUUUUACAAGGCCUUUACUGACCUCGGGCAGCCCGAAAGUCAAUAUCCCGCUCCAUAUGCUGUUGUUUACCGAAACAUGGCCAUACUUGGAGUAGAAGGGUUCUCUUCUUUGCCGCGUUAUUGCCUCACUCUUUGUUACAUAUUCUUUGGUGCAGCCUUUCUGAUUAACCUGGUUAAGGAUUGCAUAAACAAGAAAUGGGCAAGAUUCAUUCCAAUUCCAAUGGCGAUGGCAAUACCUUUCUACAUAGGAUCCUACUUUGCUAUUGAUAUGUGUGUUGGAAGCUUGAUCUUGUUCGUGUGGACAAAAGUAAACAAGGCUAAGGCAGAUGCUUUUGUGCCUGCGGUUGCUUCCGGUUUGAUUUGUGGCGAUGGGAUAUGGACUUUGCCUGCUUCAAUACUUGCACUUGCAGGGGUUAAGCCGCCAAUUUGCAUGAAGUUUCUAUCAAGGGCGACUAAUGACAGAGUCGACACUUUCUUAGGAUCAUAAAUGCAUGUUUAGACAAACACCCCUCAACUUCUUUGCCCUCUCCCCCUCUCUACAAGCCCUUUUGCGUGCGGCAAAGGAAUUUAAGUUUUUAUUGUUCGGAACUAGGCAGCGCCUAAAGAUUAUGGUUAAGAAAUUUGUCUCAUGUUUGUUUAUAUGCGUGGUAGACAAAAGGCUUGUUCUUCUGUGUUCCUUUUUAAUAUAUAUAUAUAUGUGUGUGUGUGUGUAUAUGUGUACGUAUAUAUACACACUACUUUUAUUUGAGUAAUUACGUUU